CCCAGGUCCAGCCGCACACCCCCUCCCCCUCUGCAAAGCUUCGCCCCUGCCCUUUCCCUCUCUCGCUUUUGCUGAUUCGCUCGCUGCCUGCCUCUCUUGCUCCGUCACUCCCUCCGUCGCCCUCGCCCUCGCCCUCGCCCUCGCCUCUCGCUGCUCCGUCGCUCGGUGCCUCUCUCUCCUCUCGCUGCUCCGUCGCCCUUCGCCCUCGCCCUCGCUCUCGCUCUCUCGCCUCUCGCUGCUGUGCUCGGUCGCUCGCCCUCGCCAGCUUGCCUCGCCCUCGUGGCCGGUGGCUCGCUCUCCGUCGCUCACUGCCUCUCUCUCGCUCCGUCGCUUCGUCGCAGUUUCGCACCCUCGCCGGCUCGCCCUCGUGGCCGGUGCCCGGUGGCUCGCUCUCGCCGGCCGAUUCGGGGGCCCAUUUUUACAUUUCGCCUCAGGGCCCCAUAAUCUCAGAUAACAGAGGAUUUAAGAGGAGAUGAGUGGCAAUGAUGCUGAAUAGGCUGUGCAACCGAUGCUUAUGCUCCAUUUCUCAUUCUUUUUCUUCUCAACCAUGGCUUUUUGUGGGCUUGGGCAAUCCAGGCGAUAAAUAUAAAGGAACAAGGCACAACCAGGUAGGAUUUGAAAUGAUUAAUGCAUUUGCUGAGUCGCAAGGGAUUCCAGUGGAUACAGUUUAUUUCAAAGCCCUUUUUGGGAAAGGGUUUGUUGAUGAUGUUCCUGUUUUCUUAGCAAAGCCCCAAACUUAUAUGAAUUUGAGCGGUGAAUCUGCGGGUCCACUUGCUGCUUAUUAUAAGCUACCUCUCAAUCGUGUGCUUGUGUUUCAUGAUGAUAUGGAUUUACCCUGUGGGGUGCUGCGGCUUCAAGACAAAGGUGGUCAUGGACGCCACAAUGGGCUAAAGAGCGUGAUCUAUCAUUUUCGUGGAAACAGAGAGUUUCCUCGGCUAAGAAUUGGCAUUGGGAAGCCUCCUGGUCAAAUGGAUCCCAAAGCAUUCUUACUCCAGAAGUUCAAUGCAACGGCUAGAGAGCGGAUUGAUGCUGCAUUACAAGAGGGGGUUGAGGCGUUGAAACAAGUGUUGCUCAAAGGGUUGUCACAGAGCGCAAGAUGCUUCAACAAAGAGCAGAAGUACAAGCAUAUAAGGCUCCAAACAAUGCCCCCCACAUGAUAACGGAUUGGUUCAUUCGGGGACCGAGUAGUAAUAGAAGCGUAUGCAUGCGCAUAGUGACUAUUUGUAUGUAUGUAUGUAAGUAUUCAUCUCUAAGAACUCUAUGCUGAUUUUCUGAACUGCAUCCUCGUAAUAUUGGUUAUGAUUAUGAUGGUAUGCUAUGAUGCAUGGAAACGUUUUGGGGGAGCCAUUGACGCUUCGGAAAUGGUUUUAAAAAUGCCAAAAAAAUAUUUUCGGACUAUUUUUGUAAUUUUUGAAACAUUUCGGGAUUGUUUCGGCACAGAUGGAAUUAUUCUUUAUAUAUGUUGUGUGUUGUGUAUAAAAUGACAACUUGUAUUUCAAACACCCUA
Molecule: messenger RNA, 1507 nt
Organism: Diospyros lotus (date-plum)
Lineage: Eukaryota; Viridiplantae; Streptophyta; Magnoliopsida; Ericales; Ebenaceae
Product: peptidyl-tRNA hydrolase, mitochondrial
Exons: 9
Coding region: 483-1157 (224 amino acids)
Molecular function (GO): peptidyl-tRNA hydrolase activity
Source: RefSeq, a predicted model, not a curated record